AUGUCCGCAUUGGAGCAGUUUGUAAAUGAGCAAAAGAAAAAAAGCGGAAUUCCGGGCUCAGCCUCAUUUUCAUCGUUUGACUCAUUGAGAAAUAAAUUAUCAACAUCGAUAAGUGGAUUACCGCUGUUAUCGAGGAGUGAGACAUCAGACACCGCACAGCUUCUGGCUGAUGGUGACAAUGAUUCUCAACUUCCAUCUUCAAAGAACAGAAAGAAUGGCGGUUGGUUUUCGAGUCCGCAGGAGGAAAGCAUGUUCGGAAUGACUCGAACACAACGAGUUUUCGCAUUUUUCAUGUGCAUUAUCGGUGCAAUUUUUUGCUUUUCAACGGCAGCUGUUCUCAUUCCGGUCAUUCUGGUCUCGACGAGAAAAUUUGCCGCUCUCAACACACUUGGAUCAACAAUGCUUAUUUUAAGCUUUGCCUUUCUGUUGGGCCCUAAAUCGUAUUUCCAACAUCUGACAUCACCUCAGCGUCGACUCGUCACUGUAUCCUAUUUAUCGGCUCUAUUCGCUACACUUUAUUCGUCGUUGUGGGCGAUUCAUCGGAAAAUGAGAAUCGCAAAGUUUUUUGGUUUGAAUGAAAAAUGGCUUCCGAUGAAUCGAUCGAGUUGUUCGCUCAGCUUUGAGAUUUAA
Messenger RNA from Caenorhabditis bovis, 630 nucleotides. NCBI's taxonomy places the organism in Eukaryota, Metazoa, Nematoda, Chromadorea, Rhabditida, Rhabditidae. The record is from the annotation of a GenBank genome assembly.